Molecule: messenger RNA, 1043 nt
Organism: Arabidopsis lyrata subsp. lyrata
Lineage: Eukaryota; Viridiplantae; Streptophyta; Magnoliopsida; Brassicales; Brassicaceae
Product: activating signal cointegrator 1 complex subunit 2 homolog
Exons: 1
Coding region: 375-1043 (222 amino acids)
Source: RefSeq, a predicted model, not a curated record
AUAAAAAUUAAACUUUAUACUCUUAAAAAUUAAAAUUAAAAUUAAAAUUAAAAUAGCGACUAUUUGGCGACAAAUUAGCGACUAUAGUGAAAAUUUUGGGUUUAAUAAAAACCGCGAAACCAAACCCAAAUUUUAAGCCCAAUUCGGCAUGCCCACUCGUUUUCCCUCUGAAGAAAACGCACAAAGGGAAUCAGAAACCCUAAUUUCAUUCUCACUCUCUUCUCCUUCCUCAAUCUCUUCCUCAAUCUCUUCCUUAGUCUCAAAUCGAAUCUCUAAUCAAAUCCCUCAUCGAAACCCUGAUUUCGUUCUACAAAUCGAAUCUCUUCGUCAAUCUCUUCCUCAAAUCUCUUGCUCAUUCUCAAAUCGAUCUAGCCAUGCCUCUAGCUAACAACAAACGUCGAGGCCGCAAGAGAUUAUCCAUUCCAAAUGUGUCUCAGAGGCCAGUCGGUUCCAAACCCAACACAUCGAAAAGAAAAAACCCUUUACCUCCUCAAUACGAGUUCACGCCGGCGCCAGAGGAGCAGAUUCCUCAGCCUGAGUCGCCCCUUGAGCAAGUCCAGCCAGUCCGCGUUUCCCCUCAACUGUCUACGUCAAGAGCUUCUCAUUUCCGGGACUAUCCACCGCCACAAAGGCUUUUCCAGAGCUCGGUGAAUCAACCACGUGAAGACCAUGGGUUGUCUGAACAAGAAGUCCAGCAGGAACAACCUCGACAGCAGGCACAGCCUCGACAGCAACCUUCUCGACAACAACCUUCUCGGGAUCCUAGACAGCAACCUUCUCGACAACAGGAACCUCGACAACAACCUUCUCGGGAUCCUAGACAGCAACCUCCUGAACAAGUGGAUCCUCCAGGAUCUCCACUUCAUCACUCUCAGGCUCAGUCUCAUCCAUCAUCUCAAGGGAAUAAUUUCCAGGAUACUUUAGAACCAAUGUUGCCGGAGCUACAGGAGGACACAAUGAGGGAUCUAAAUGCCUUGCUUCUGGUGCCAAACCGCGAGAAGUUUACCACCGUCCUCUCUCCAACACCGCUGCCAACCCGAUAG